This is a messenger RNA of Camelina sativa (false flax), 877 nucleotides long. The record is from RefSeq and is a predicted model, not a curated record. NCBI's taxonomy places the organism in Eukaryota, Viridiplantae, Streptophyta, Magnoliopsida, Brassicales, Brassicaceae.
UGCUGUUCUAGAUGGUCAGCCUGAAAGCAUUGUUCAAGACAUCGAGAACAUGGUCAGAUCGUUUAUUGAGAAGCCCAACUGCAUCAUACUAGCUAUUUCCCCUGCAAAUCAGGAUCUUGCUACAUCUGAUGCCAUUAAGAUCUCUCGUGAAGUUGAUCCAAAAGGAGACAGGACUUUUGGAGUUUUAACUAAAAUUGAUCUCAUGGACCAAGGCACUAAUGCUGUUGAUAUACUUGAAGGAAGGGGAUACAAAUUAAGAUAUCCUUGGGUUGGUGUUGUAAACCGGUCUCAAGCUGACAUCAAUAAAAGUGUUGAUAUGAUUGCUGCUCGUCGGCGUGAACGUGAUUACUUCCAGUCUAGCUCCGAAUACAGACAUUUAACUGAGAGAAUGGGUUCAGAAUAUUUAGGAAAAAUGCUCUCUAAGCAUUUAGAAGUUGUUAUCAAGUCGAGAAUCCCAGGACUUCAGUCUCUUAUCACAAAGACAAUCUCUGAGUUAGAGACAGAGCUAAGCCGUCUUGGCAAGCCUGUAGCAGCUGAUGCUGGUGGAAAACUUUAUAUGAUCAUGGAAAUUUGCCGUGCCUUUGAUCAAACUUUUAAAGAACACCUCGAUGGCACGCGCUCAGGUGGUGAAAAGAUAAAUUCUGUGUUCGACAAUCAAUUCCCAGCUGCCAUCAAAAGGCUGCAAUUCGACAAACAUCUCUCCAUGGAAAAUGUACGGAAGCUGAUCACUGAAGCUGAUGGAUAUCAACCGCAUCUCAUAGCUCCUGAACAAGGAUAUCGCCGUCUCAUAGAAUCAUGCUUAGUCUCCAUUAGAGGCCCUGCUGAAGCAGCUGUCGAUGCGGUUCAUUCUAUUCUCAAGGAUCUUAUCCACAAAUCC